AUGGACAUUGAGCAGAAGCAAGCGGAGCAUAUAGACUACUUCGUGAAGAAGGCGUCGAGCCUCAAGGGCUCAGCUCUGUCAAACGUCGUCGUUGAGGCCACUUUCCACCCUUACCUAUUCGCUUUCUCCGAGAUUCUAUCCGUUCCUAGCGUACUCGAGCUUGAAGGAACUGAGAACAGUUCAUUACUUCAGUUGCUUCGCAUAUUUGCACAUGGGACAUGGAGUGAAUAUAAGAGUGUUGCAAGUCAACUUCCACAAUUGGUUCCCGAUCAAGUUCUCAAAUUGAAGCAGCUGACUGUGCUCACUCUGGCUGAGACAAACAAGGUUUUGCCAUAUGAUACACUGAUGAAGGAGAUAGAUGUUACCAAUGUACGUGAAUUGGAAGAUUUUCUGAUUAACGACUGCAUGUAUGUGGGGAUUAUCAAAGGAAAGCUGGACCAGUCCCACAGAUGCCUCGAGGUGCACUUUGCUGCAGGAAGGGAUCUUAAGCCUAAACAUUUGGUUAGCAUGAUUCAAACUCUAGCAAAUUGGCUAUCCACAUCAGAAAGCCUCCUUGGCUCAAUCCAAGAGAAGAUAAAAUGGGCAGAUACUAUGACUGAAAUUCGAACGGAGCACAUGAAGGAAGUUGAUGAAAAAGUUGGUGAAGUGAAGAGAAUACUAUCGUUGAAGGCCGAUGCCAACUACAGAGGGUACUAUGAGGAACUCUAUUUUGAGCAUGAUAGAAUGAUGGGCUUUGAAGAAAUCCGCAAUAUCCGACACAAAAGGCGACGUCACCCCAUGGGUUGA
This is a messenger RNA of Striga hermonthica, 786 nucleotides long. The record is from the annotation of a GenBank genome assembly. Lineage: Eukaryota; Viridiplantae; Streptophyta; Magnoliopsida; Lamiales; Orobanchaceae.